Hemicordylus capensis (graceful crag lizard) is the source of this 3065-nucleotide messenger RNA. It is a transcript of the gene MBOAT7, whose product is annotated as membrane bound O-acyltransferase domain containing 7. Gene Ontology annotation, cellular component: membrane; mitochondria-associated endoplasmic reticulum membrane contact site. Lineage: Eukaryota; Metazoa; Chordata; Lepidosauria; Squamata; Cordylidae. Bases 446 to 1864 code for a protein of 472 amino acids. The record is from RefSeq and is a predicted model, not a curated record. The transcript is spliced from 8 exons. Gene Ontology annotation, molecular function: lysophospholipid acyltransferase activity. Gene Ontology annotation, biological process: phosphatidylinositol biosynthetic process; lipid modification.
GUAAUCAAGGGGGAUGCUGGGAGCCAGGACUCCUGGGUUCCUUCUGUGCAAAGAGGUAGAAGCGGGUGGGGGUUGAUGGUGCACAAGCAAGGGCCUGGGGCUAGUAGGAGGUAGGACUCCUGUCCUGGGUUUAUUAGGCUAACCUCGAACGGGGUGAGGAUAGGACAGAGGACGUCUGUGUCCUUUAAGAUCAGGCGUCGGGUCUAGAUGAGGCGGGGACUAGGAGAUGGGAUCAUCGGCUUUAUUUAGGAGAAUUUCCUGUGCGUGGUGGUGGCAGGGAAGAUCCAGAGGAGCCGGCGGCACUCCUGCUCCCCUAAACCCACAUACAUAAUAACCGAGUCGCUAGACCUGGGGGAGGUGCAACUCAAAUCCCUCCGAAACGAGAGGACCACUUUCACCCCAGUUUGUCCUCACUGAAGCUAAAAACUACGAUUUGCCAGCCACGAUGUCUCCUGAUGAAGUGACCUACCUGACAGUCCUCCUUGUCUCCAUCCCCAUUGGUUUCCUCUUCAAGAAGGCGGGGCCAAGAUCCAAGCAGUUUGGGGGUGCAGCUACGGGGUUCGUGCUUAUCCUGGCCACUUGCAACAUCCAUUCCCUCCAUUCUCUCAUCACCAUCCUGGGGACGUGGCUUAUCAUUAACCUCUCACCGCGGUCAUGCCACUACCUGACACUCGGAUGGACUUUUUUAUAUCUGCUCUUUUUCCGCACAGUUGCUUCUUUUGGCUUUCCUGAACCAACCCCUUUCACCAAUGCUGUGCAACUAUUACUCACCCUUAAGAUGGUGAGCUUGGCCAAUGAGGUGCAAGAAUACACUCAGGCAAAGAAACAGGAAGUGACAUCAUUUGCCAAGUCUGCCAUGAUUGGUGUGAUCCCCAAAAUGCCAGGACUGGUGGAGAUACUGUGCUACAGUUAUUGCUAUGUGGGGCUCAUGACAGGCCCAUUUUACCGCUACCGUACUCACUAUGACUGGCUGAACCAGCCUGAUCCCUCAGUCAUCCCUAGCUGGCAACCACUGCUUCUCAGAUCCAAAAUGAUCCCCGUCUUUGGAGCCUUUUUCCUGGUGGUCUCUCACUACUUCCCCCUGGAUUAUGUCCGAAGUGAUGCCUUCUACGAGCGAGGACUUCCUUUCCGCCUUUUCUAUAUGAUGCCCAUCUUCUUCGUCUUCCGCAUGCGCUUCUAUGUGGCCUGGCUCUGUGCUGAAUGUGCCUGUAUCGCAGCUGCCUUUGGGGCUUACCCAACUACUGCCAAAUCCAGGUCAGGUGGAGGACCCACCAUGCAGUAUGAACCACUCAGCAGAUCAGCUGAUGGAGAAGCCUCAUCCAGUAUUACCUAUGAUUAUGAGACUAUCAAGAACAUUGACCCCCAUGGCACAGACUUCUGUGUCAAGGUGAAGGAUGGUAUGCGUUACUGGAAUAUGACUGUCCAAUGGUGGCUGGCACAGUACAUCUACAAGAGUGCACCGGUCCGCUCCUAUGUCAUGAGGAGUGCCUGGACGAUGCUCAUCUCCGCCUACUGGCAUGGGAUUCACCCUGGCUACUACCUGAGCUUCCUCACCAUCCCACUCUGCCUCGCGGCGGAAGGCGCCAUGGAGAGCGGCCUCCUGAGACGCCUCUCUCCCGCUGGCCGUCUCUAUGGCGAUUGGCUGCAGUGGUUCCUGAAGAUGCGGGCCUAUGACUACAUGUGCAUGGGUUUUGUGCUGCUCACUUUCGAGGACACAGUUCGCUACUGGAGCGCCAUCUAUUACUGCAUCCACUUGGGGGCCCUGGCCUUCCUCCUGUUGGGGAAGGUAUUGGGGGGCUGGAGAGAGCAGGGCUCCCAGAAGGGCAGAGACGACGCUGCAGAAAAUCCUCAGCGGCAGGAGUGACUGAGCUGCAGCGAGGUCGGGGCAAGCCCGCAAUAGGAGGUGUGUCUGUGGUCCCUGGAGGCUGGACAACUAGACGGGACUUAACAUGACAAUUUCUGCCAUGCUCCACCACUGAAAUGGGCUGGAGAUCCAAGAAUAGGAACCAGGAGUCGUGCCAACAAAUGGCUUUUCUUCCAUUCCUCCCAAGCUAGGGAAUGUCAGGAUUCUGACACUCAUUGCCACCUGCGAUAACUCAAUAGAUCCCAGAGUUUCUCCAGGGGCAAAAAAGCCAGAAACCCCAGCUUCUAUCCUGUUCCCCUGUUAGAUUUGCCUUCCAGCCUUCAUUACUCCUCUCACCCCUAUUAAAAACAGGGCUCCUAGCAUCUCUCAGUUCUAAAAUGUCUUUCAUUUUUUUCUUAAAAACAAACAAACACCACCUCCAAAUUUUAGCCAUUCUACAGGGGCAAAACAGGAACUUGCAAGAAUGAGCUGAGCUCCAUGUCUUGCAAGUUUCCCAAUAGUUCCUGGCUGUAAUAUAUAUUUUUAAAUAUAUAUAUACUGCAGUUGUAUCCUUAAAAAUGUAUUUUAUUUUUUUGCAGGGGGUGGAUUGAGGUUUGCUUCUGGGUGGGAGGUAGGCUGAGCUGCUAAGGGACAAAAUAGUAUGGAAAUGCCCCUGGUCUAGUGUGCCAGCAGAUACCUCUGUGCACUGAGCUGUGCAAAACCCUGUCAGACUCUCACCAAGUCUUGAAUCAAUGACCCCCUCACACACACCAAAGUAGGGGUGAGAUUCUUGAGAUUCAUCCUGCACAUCAAAGGAUGAUACAUCAAAACUAAAGCCUUGCUAAUGUGCAGGAAAAUAGCCAUUAAAAGUUGCACCUAUGGACCCUAUCACAUUUAAAUGUAUCAGUGUUCAACUUCAGCAACAGGGAAGAUUAUUCAAGCUGGGCAAAUUCAGCUUUGCAGCCAUGACAAAUUGACUGCUGAAUUCUGUUCAAUGGGACACACAAACACAGGUUUGUGGGGGCUUGAAAAAUGUAUUGGGAAGCCUUGAAAGCUGGGUUUUACAUUACAAGACUCGGAUAUGAAUGAAAAUGUAAUUUUGCCUACCCUUAGGCUAGUUUCUUUCUGUCCUAAAGAAGAAGUGAAAUGGCCUGAAUACAAACAUACUUUGUAGGCCAGGCUGAUUGGAAACUUAUCUGAGAAAUAAAAAGUUUUGUUAAGA